AUGGCUGAAUUAUUAGAAACAGACCCCGACUCCGAAAUGGUCUCCUCCGCAGAGGAAGAGGAGGAAGCAGAAGUACUACCAGAGUCUCUGGUUUCAGGACGCGCAAAGCGUAGCACUGCUGGUUUACACAUGUCCGCAUUGAUCGAUGCAGCUGCCGAUGACGACCUUACUUUACUGUUCGAGGAAGUGGAGGACGACAAUGAUUUUGCAGUAGAUGAUGGGGCAGAUGAAGAGGAUAUGGGGUUGGAUUCUUCCUCAGACGACGAUGAGGACCAGGGUCCUAAUGCGAACGACGACGACGAAGGCGAGAAAGAAUUACAAAAGACCGAACGUAAAAAGCGUCGCACACAAAAUGACCUCCGAUUUCAAACCCUACGCAAGCGUGUCAAGAUCGAUCCUACUCUUACAACUACAAUCCCCGCACCUCCACGGCCGAAGAAGAAAUCCGAGCGAAUCUCAUGGCUUCCGACCGUGGAAGAUGGUCCGACACGAUCAUCAUCUCGACGGCAGACAAUGGUCAACAAGGAAAUGACGCAUGCUCGUCUCAAGGACAGCCAGGAGAAGCGAGUCCGGAUCAUCGCAACCAUGAAGGAGGCAGAGAAACGAAAGGCCCACCUUAAACCGAAAACGAUGACCCAGGAGGACCAUUUGGCAGUCGCCGAACGGAUUGAGCGAACCAACAGCAAGAGUUUGAAUCGAUGGGAACAAGCAGAAAGAAGGAAAGCAGAUGAACGACGGGCAAAGAUUGAAGCACUACAGAACCGGCGACUGGAUGGGCCGGUCAUGUCUUACUGGAGUGGAUUGGCUACAUGGGUGAAUGGUAACCUCACACGAGUGGGCCAAGCGGAGAUCAAGGCAAAGGAGAAGGAAGUGCCGAAGAAGAGGAAGACCGAGAAGGAGAAGGAGGAGAAGUCUGAGGAAAUAAUGGUUCUGAUCCACAAGACUCCAGGCGUUGAAGCUAUCACCGAUCCCUCUUCUACUGGCAUUGCUACUGCUUCUUCAGCGCCUGUUUCUGUGCCUGAUCCUGCGCCUGCGCCUGCGCCUGCUCUAUCCACAAACCAAACAUCUCAGUCUGACGGCACCUCAGCUCCGACAGCUUCAGAAGUUGCUACGGCCCCAGCGCCCAAUCUAACUCCAACCCCCAAUGUGGCCCCAGAAGCUGUCGACCAGGCCAGCAAACCAGAUGGAAAACCAAACGAAAACCCACCGGAUCAAAUUUCUCCCAAACAGUCAACAAUUGCACCAACGGACCCCGCAGUGAAUCAAGAAAAAGAGGAGAAAGAUGCAGACAAAAAGGCAGAAUCAGCGCAAGAGCGGGAAAAUUCCAACACACCUUCAGACCCCCCGCGCAAAUCUCCCCACGGCUACCCCAUACCUUACGUGGAGAUCAUAACUCGACGUGACCCUAGAAGCACCACUCCCAAUGUCCCAUCAUCUGAUAAACCGGCAAAGUUGCCUGUUACGGAUGAGGUCGAUGCUAUGAACAUGGAUAAGGCUGAGCCCAAAACGGGCGAACCAACCACCAGCCAAGUCAACCCUCCCUCCACAAGCACAGGCACAAGCACAGACACACCGGCAGCAUCAGAAACCGCCCAAAUCAAUACUUCCAGUGUACCGGAGCCCUCGUCGGAGCAGGUGACACUGCAAUCGGCCACAUCUGCGACCACGCCAUUGGCCCCUCAGGUCCCUCAAACCCCUCAAGACCCUCAAGCCCCUUUGGCUGAUGCAGCAGCCCUGCCCGCGCCACCCGAGAUUAAUGCGAUCGCGGGCCCUGGUGUCCCUGGACUAGAGCUCCCAAUUCAACCGCCCGCAGCUAAUGAAACACCAGCCCAACCCGAGAUCCCAUUACCCCCACCAAUCAUCGAAUACACCGGGCGUAACUUGACAAUCCUCGAAAACUUCGACGAUAAGACCGCGCACAGCAAGAAGUACAGUAUCUACUUUAACGCCAGGAGGCCUGCGCGAUUAUCCAAAAUCUCGUCUUCCUUGUGCGUCAUCACUUCAUUACCAUCUCGUUAUCGGGAUCCCGAAACCUCCCUUCCAUAUGCAAACUCUUUCGCAUACGGGCAAAUUCGAAGUCUUAUUUCGAAGGGGUACAUCUGGAGCUCCAUGCUAGGUUGCUUUGUAGGACCAGCAGAAACCGCAGCCCGUGGUGUACCCGCGCGAUUCCUGGGUAAAGAGAAGGGUUCCGACGAACAUGAUAAGGAACCAGAGAAGACCCCGGCCGAGUCAGCGGAGAAGACGGAACCAGUCAAGGCCGCAGCGACCUCGACCGACCCGAUGGACGUUGAUCGAUGA
Penicillium verhagenii is the source of this 2298-nucleotide messenger RNA. Its product is annotated as putative signal transducer. The coding region runs from base 1 to 2298 and encodes 765 amino acids. Gene Ontology annotation, molecular function: ATP-dependent H2AZ histone chaperone activity. Gene Ontology annotation, biological process: chromatin remodeling; regulation of DNA-templated transcription. Lineage: Eukaryota; Fungi; Ascomycota; Eurotiomycetes; Eurotiales; Aspergillaceae. Gene Ontology annotation, cellular component: nucleus. The transcript is spliced from 2 exons. The record is from RefSeq and is a predicted model, not a curated record.